AUGUUUGUUGACACUGCGAACGGAACCGUGCAAGGGCAAUUAACUGUUAGCUGCACCGGUGUUGAUUACUAUAGUUUCAAAGGAAUAAGAUAUGCAGAAACUCCUGUUGGAAGAUCCAGUCGAAUUAGUAUCCCAACCAAAAAUUUGCAAUGUGUGCCUGCAUUGCCAUGUUCCCAACAGGAGACCUUAAGUAAACGUUAUGUGGGCUCGGAAGAUUGCCUAACUUUGAAUAUUUAUACCAAAGAAAUAAAACCUUCCACGAGGCUGUGCCCGGUCAUGGUUUACAUAUUUGGUGGAGGAUUUAUGCGAGGUACCAGCUCUUCAGAUUUGUAUGGACCUGAUUAUCUCGUAGCUAACAAUGUAGUUGUAGUCACGUUUAAUUACCGUUUGGGCGCUUUUGGUUUCUUAAGCUUUUCAGAUCCUGAGUUAAAUGUGCCAGGAAAUGCAGGAAUGAAAGAUCAAGUUCUGGUAUUAAAAUGGGUAAGAAAAUAUACAUCACUUGGUGGUGAUUCUAAUAAUGUAACAUUAUUUGGUGAAAGUGCCGGCGCUUGCAGUGUGCAUAUGCAUAUGCUAUCACCGAUGUCUGAAGGUCUAUUUCACAAAGCGAUCGCUCAGAGCGGCUCAGCAUUUAAUCACCGAUCAGUAAGCGAUCCCAAACGUUCGCUGUUAUUGGCAGAACGAUUUGGCUGGACCACGAAUUUGGCAAAGACCAGAUUGAAUUUAAGAAGCUGCUACGCCAAACAGAUUGUACAAAGACAAGAAACACUUCUAACUCCACAGGUUUUGUAA
Messenger RNA from Ctenocephalides felis (cat flea), 789 nucleotides. Its product is annotated as esterase B1-like. The record is from RefSeq and is a predicted model, not a curated record. Lineage: Eukaryota; Metazoa; Arthropoda; Insecta; Siphonaptera; Pulicidae.